CAGUGCUUGAAAUCGUUGAAAGACACCUGAGGAAGUACCAGAUCCAAGUGGCGCACCAGCCAACGAUCACGCUUCGAAAUCAGCUUGCUCACCCUAAGGAUAAGGCGAGGAGGCAUGCAAAGCCGAAGGAGAAUUUUGCAGUGAAACGGUUUUCCAUAGAUGUUGCGGCCAGCUUAUCUGCGAUUUGGACUGGUUUGGCAGUGGAAAAUGCGUUGAAUGCCUCGCUGAAGGAAACUUUUGCUUUAAGGACAGCGAGUGCUGGGGCAAAAGCUGUUCGUGGUUUGUUUGCAAAUAGGACCACUGCAAUGUCUCACAAACAUCAUUAUAUAUGA
Dibothriocephalus latus is the source of this 332-nucleotide messenger RNA. Lineage: Eukaryota; Metazoa; Platyhelminthes; Cestoda; Diphyllobothriidea; Diphyllobothriidae. The record is from the annotation of a GenBank genome assembly.